AUGGAGGGGAAGAGGAUGUUUUUUGGUAGUAAAAUCCCAGCAUCACUCAUGUCAGUGUUGAUGCCCGAAGGACCCAAGCCAUUGCUACCGCCACCUAAAAAUUCGGGUCUACAUGUAUUCAGCUUUCUGGCCAAUUUUGUUCUCAGAGAGGUUCUAUCAGCUAUCCAGAAAGGAAAACCAGGGGCUCUCUCUCCUGGAAGACCCCCUGAGUUCCUAAAAAAUUACAAAGCAAGCCCAAAUUUCUUGGCUUACUUGGAAGGUCUCUGUCCCUCUAGAUUUGCAAUUUCUAAAUCUCGGGAAGAAGCAGUCUAUAUGGAAUUCAUGAAGCAAUGGAAUACUGGAGUCUAUUUCACAUUCAGAAUCUUGAACUGUAUUUUCAUUACAGAUUCUCAAACUGGUUGUCAGUUGGACUGGAUGCUCGCAAAGCCAGUAACUCAGGAAGACACACUUAAGUAUCAGAAUGGCGUAUGUGAAACCAUCAUUAUUGAGACACGUAAAAAUGUGAGACAUAAGACAGAGCAUGAAAGUGCAAAUGAAGGCAAGGGAGAUCUCCUUACUCCCUGGAGAGAGAGAGCGGGGAGUGAGAAAAUGCUUGCAGGAAAUCAUAUUUGGUGGAAAAGGAGAAUUUGGCUUAUGCAACGUCUUAUCAUUCAUCUAGAGCUGAUGCAAGUGGAAGAGAAGCUUGAUUUUCGAAGAGUUCGAAAAAAAUCAUACAGUGAAGGGGUGGGGAGUGGGGGUGAGGGUGAGGGUGAGGGUGAGGGUGAGGGUAAUAAGAAAUGCCAAUUUUCCUUGAACUUGCUGGAGAUAAAUCAUGAUCUAAAUUGUCUGGUGGAGGAAAUUUGCAGCGGUUACCUGGGGAAUGUGCUUGAGCCUCUUAUAUCAUGUUCCCCUGAAGUGCCUGAUCUUGUAAGGCAGAGUAUUUUGCAGGGCGGCAAUUCCCUGGAAGUUCUUCCGCCACUUGCUUUUCUUGAUGGAAAGCGAGUUGCCACGUAUCUGACAGGCGACUUCCGAAAUGAACUCUUGCAGGGUGCAACUAGUGAGAUUACUCUCCGAUAUUAUGUAUUCGAUGCUGAUUGCGUUAGUGUGUUAUUUCUUGAUAUUCAGGAGUACGCACGCAACCUUGCUUCCCUUGGUGUUGAUGCUGCGAAUAUUCCCUAUACCGUUCCUUAUGGCAAUGUGUUGCACCUCGAGACAGGCAAAAUACAAGAAGCUUCUAGUUUAGAACUGUUACUAUUUGGCAUAGGGUUAUAUGCAUAUUUUUUUUUAGUAUAG
Fraxinus pennsylvanica is the source of this 1272-nucleotide messenger RNA. The record is from the annotation of a GenBank genome assembly. NCBI's taxonomy places the organism in Eukaryota, Viridiplantae, Streptophyta, Magnoliopsida, Lamiales, Oleaceae.